GUCUCGAUUGGUGAUUUUACCUGUGAGCAACAACGGUCUCUAGAGGGUUAAAGAUGCUUUAAUUGACAAGAGCUGUAGCAUGUAUCCCGUUAUUUAAUAGUUACUUAUGUUCAUUUGCAUUUAUAGCAUGAUGCAGGCGAAGUUGAUUCAAUAAAUGAAUAAAUAAAUAAAUGUAUGUAUGAGUAAAUGUAUUUGAUUUCAUCAAAUGUAAAAAACUCUCGACUUUCAUGAUAACUAAUACAUUUAUCUUGUAUAUUAAAUUUUUGAAAUUGCUUGAUUUUACUUGUCUUGUUGAUACAAUAAUUUUUUUAGAUGGAAUCAAGAGAAAACAGAAAUCUAUUUUACAUCAGAAGAGUAAUUAAUGUGGUACAAACGGAACUUGCUCAAUUUUUCAUCAAAGAAUGGAACUCUCGUUACAAAUCAACACAUGGAGAAUGGGAUGAUACAAACAAAAGUGGUAACAAAUUUUACAAUUUAGAAUCAAGAAGAAGGUUAGACCAAAAAACUCGACAAAAAUAUCAAGAUGGAGAUACCAGUAAGUGGGACUGUACGAUAUUAUUUGAUGCAAUAAUUUUUUCAAAUUCAAUUGGAAGGCAUCUUGACAAACAAACAAAGGAUGCUGUUCAUGCACUUCGUUGUGAAAGAAACAAUGACGCUCAUUGGUAUGAAAGCAAUUACUCAGAUGAUGAUUUUGAUGGAAUAGUCAGUAUCAUUGAAAAAUCAUUUCAAUAUUUAAAAUUUUCCCUCGAUGGAAUCAAUGAAAUAAAAAAUAAUCGAAACAAGUUUAAUUCAUUUCAAGUUUUUCCUUCAAAACCUAAUCAUUUUCUCGUUGAACGCACGGAAUUACGAGAUAAAAUUAUAAAAGAUCUUGAAAAAUUAAGCAAUGAUAACAAUCAUAAACUGACAUAUUUUUACAUCACUGGUAAUCCUGGCAGUGGUAAAUCACAACUUGCAAGAACGGUUUGUGAAAAAAUAUCGUGUGAUUGGAAAAAUAGAACUUCGUUUGUAAUGACUCUCGAUGGAAAAAAUGAGGAAUCUCUUUUAAAAACUUACUGUGAACUUGGAUACCGUUUAAACUGUGACAAGUAUAUGAUUAAAAAAUUUGAAGAUGAAAAUUGUUCCAUCGCAGACAAAGUGAAGAAUUUGCGAUCGUUAGUAUCCACACGAUUAAAAUUCUGGCAAAAUUGGUUGAUCAUUGUAGACAACGUGGCACAGCUCAGCAAAAUUUCUUCAUUACUCCCCCAAGUUGGUGAUCCCAUGUGGAUAAAUGGACAAAUCAUAGUAACUAUCCAGAACACAGAUGCCGUACCUCUAGACGAUGAGUUUAACAAACAUAUUUCUAUCAGAAGUGGAAUGAAUGAUAGGGAAUGUUUUCAACUGUUGAAGCAUUACACUAUUGAAAAUGAUGAUGAUCAAUUGUUGAAUGAAGUAUUCCACGCAUUAGAUCGUCAACCGCUGGCUUUGGCUGCCGCUGGUUAUUAUGUCAGUCGUGUAAACAAAACAAACUGCUCAUUUACUUGGAAACAAUAUUUAAAGAAAAUAUCUUCAGAAGAACAAGAAAACAUGGACGCCACUUUUGUUAAAUCUAACUCGGUAUAUCCUAGAAGUAUGUUACAAGCUUCACUUUUAGCUGUCAGACAAAAUGCUGAAGAAUCCUCAAUAUUGGCAAAUGUUAUUAACUUUUUUUCCGUGAUAUCGUUUGAUCCUAUACCACGAGACAUUAUUGUUUUUUAUGUUCAAGAAAUUGAUCCCAAACACUCAAAGGAAGAUAUAUGUCUUUGUUUAAAGGACUGCUCAUUGUUCUUGCAUUCAGAAAAUAAUGACAUUAGUCUACAUCGCAUUGUUCACAAAGCAAUUAUUGUUUAUCAAUCUGAACAUUCAAAUGAAGAACAUGAAAUGGAAACUAACGUUGAUCAAAUAUCUAAAGCACUUUACAUGUUUAAAGAGAGAGACGACGAAAUCAAAUUAAUGCCACAUCUUGAAAAAAUUCUUCAAUUAUUAAAGACCAACAAGUCAAAAAUCAACAUGAACACUUUACAAGUUUUCCAAUAUUUUGUUGACAGAUUAAGACAUUUUGGAAAAUACGAUCUUGCUCUUGAACUAUUGGAUAAAUUUAAAUCAGAAGAAUCUAGUUAUGAUAAAUCUUGGUAUUUUAGUAUCCUCGGUCUUUUAUACUAUGACACUGGGAAGUAUAGCAAAGCUAAAAAUCAUCAUGAAAAAGCUCUGGAAAUUCAAAAACAAUCGUUAGGUCCAAAUCAUGUUGAUGUCGCUGCGUCUUUAAACAAUCUUGGUAAUGUGUAUAAUGAUACUGGAAACUACGACAAAGCUAUAGAAUUUCAUGAAAAAGCUCUGGAAAUUAAAAAACAAUCGUUAGGUCCAAAUCAUGUUGAUGUCGCUAUGUCUUUAAACAAUCUUGGUAAUGUG
Messenger RNA from Xenia sp. Carnegie-2017, 2424 nucleotides. RefSeq lists its product as uncharacterized. The transcript has a single exon. The annotation marks the transcript as partial. NCBI's taxonomy places the organism in Eukaryota, Metazoa, Cnidaria, Anthozoa, Malacalcyonacea, Xeniidae. Gene Ontology annotation, molecular function: ADP binding; protein binding. The record is from RefSeq and is a predicted model, not a curated record.